Botrytis cinerea B05.10 is the source of this 1428-nucleotide messenger RNA. RefSeq lists its product as hypothetical. The coding region runs from base 771 to 1349 and encodes 192 amino acids. The record is from RefSeq and is a predicted model, not a curated record. The transcript has a single exon. NCBI's taxonomy places the organism in Eukaryota, Fungi, Ascomycota, Leotiomycetes, Helotiales, Sclerotiniaceae.
UCUUCAAACGUUCGCCAAUAGAACGGUGUUUUCACUUGGCGAAAUUAUGUACCUGCUUCGAAAGGCAAGUGCUUCUUCACAUCUCUUUCCUUAUUUUUUUCGUUACAAACUGCAGUGUAUAAUUGUUGAGUGUGUUCCUAUACAUUUUCUCCACUGAUAAAUUCCAAGACUAUUGAUGUUGAGCAGAAGGAAGAGAGAGCUUUUGUCCCCGCACGCUUGAAAACCUCAUAUUUUGCAAACAAUCCAACCCCGUCUUAAUAUUACCGGUGGUGAUCUACUACCUCAACAAGUUGGUAUAUAAAACUUUGCAAUCUGAAAUGCUGCUGGCAUCUCGUUUUGAGAGCUGGAUAUGAGAAUUAUAUGCUUCGACGCUUUCUAUCUGCUUCAUCCACUGAAAAUACACGAGAUCCGCGCUCCCGAUCUUAGGCUUGCUUGCAAGCUUUGCGGUAGCAUACGAUUGUUCAGUUAGUGCUAUCACGGCACUUCUACCAGCAAAUUCUAUUGUUUUUUAUGCCACCCAUUAUGAUGCCGGUGCAACGUUUGCACCUCCACCUGAGUACAAUUCGGGCGGUGGUCCUCCAUGGCGUGCACCAGUUGGUCCGCCAGGAGCUCCUCCGGGUGGUCCACCCGGUGGAGGGGGGUCAAUUGUUCCCCAAGCUGGUUGUAUCGUACAAGGGAAUGUUUCCCUCUCCGCAAAUUCACAAUACAGUUUCGGAUUGGCCUUGCCUCAUGAUAAACCCGAAGCACUUGAGAAUUGGGGAUAUCGUGAUAUGCAUGAUACCGUCCUGAAAAGGAAAGCUGUCACCCAGGGAUAUUACGGAAGCAACAUCUCCUAUAGCUAUUAUCGAGGAUGUUCUGCUGGUGACAAGCAAGGCCUGAAAGACAUUGGGACUUUUUCAAAUGACUUCGACGGAGUUGUUACAGGCGCUCCAGCGUGGUGGACCGCUCAUUUGCAGCUUUGGGAUACGAUUGUGGGUAUCUGGAACCAGCCGGCAAAAUCUUCUCACUAUAUUUCACCAUCAAUCUCCACUUACCUUGCGGACGAAUUUAUCAGGCAGUGUGACGCUCAAGAUGGUGUUGCUGAUGGAAUUGUGAUGGAUUCUCCGGCAUGCAAGUUCAACGCAACAAAACUUUUGUGCCCUGCCGGUGCUACAGAUACGCCGACCUGUCUUAACGGCGACCAAAUAGCUAUUUUUAAUAAACUUCAUAAUGAUUGGAUCGAAGCCGGUCAGUUCAUAUUCCAUUCCUUCACAUUGGGUAGUGAAUGGGACUGGAAUGGACUCGUUUCUUCCCCCAGUCUCCUAGGCACGACAUAUGUGCAGUACAUGCUUGGCCUGGGACCAGAUUAGACUUUGGAGGAUUGGAAUCCAGCAAUCAUCCUUCUUUCGGACUUGAUAAAUCCUGGUCACGCGACAGCCGAUAAUUUCA